AUGUCAAAAGCAGCACAACUGCGAGGUCGCAAAGCCCGAAGCGCUCGUCUACGCAAGACAAAUACGGGCACACCAAAAAAAACUGAACGUAUUAAGCCUGUUCUUAUAACUCGUGGAUUGAAAACGCGUAAGCACAAAAAGUUAAAGCAGAUUGCCCCUCUUUGGAGUGAUUGCCAAAACAGUAAAUUUGAUUUAGAUCCAAUUAAAGAUGACAAUCAAAAGCCCCCAUCCAGUUACCUUGAGAUGAUGGCGCAAAUUAAAGCCGUCAAGAAUAAGUUAAAUCCCUAUCGGUACAUCUCAAAUGAGGGCGAUACGAAAGGUUGCAAUAAGAAGCCUGAAAAAAUUCCUAGACAAGGCAAGAAAGAAACUCCAGAAAGCUACGCCUUGCGUUUAGAUCGAGUCGUUCAAGAUGAGUUAUUGAAAGUUUCUCGAGCAAAGAAAGACAAAGCUCCAAUGGUUGAUCCGGAAACAUUCAAAUCCAAUAAGACCAAAAAAUCGCUCAAGCGACUGGCCGAGAAGAAGAUCAUGAAGAAAGUGUUGAAGGCUGACAGACGUCGAUCAGGUUACGAACAUCUGAAGGAUGAAAUCAAGUUCGGGGAGGUUGUUUUAGCUCCGCCCUCUCUUAUGACCUUGCCUAAAAAGGUUGGAAGGGGUACAGUGCCGUUUCCUGAACAGUAA
Messenger RNA from Rodentolepis nana, 678 nucleotides. The record is from the annotation of a GenBank genome assembly. NCBI's taxonomy places the organism in Eukaryota, Metazoa, Platyhelminthes, Cestoda, Cyclophyllidea, Hymenolepididae.